This is a messenger RNA of Morone saxatilis (striped sea-bass), 3940 nucleotides long. RefSeq names its product disabled homolog 2-interacting protein-like. Lineage: Eukaryota; Metazoa; Chordata; Actinopteri; Moronidae. The coding region runs from base 308 to 3751 and encodes 1147 amino acids. The transcript is spliced from 15 exons. The record is from RefSeq and is a predicted model, not a curated record. Gene Ontology annotation, biological process: regulation of GTPase activity.
UUGAGGGGGAGUGUUCAAAGGUGGAGCAGAAGUCUGAGCUUGUAGGACAGGACACAAGGAUUGAACAGAAGUGGAUGUUUGAUGGUUUCACUAUGGAUUGGAUUUGAUCACGACAAAAAUCCACAAGGACUUAAGUAGAUGUGAGUGACUGCAAGAGGACUCUUAAGUGAAGGUUGCGAUAAACAGUCGCACUCCAUGAGAACUUUGCCAGGAGUUUAUCUGCACUGAUACCAGAUUCAAGAGGACUUGUUUCCAGUGCUGCAGAGAUAUCUCGUUGUUGGUGGGCCUCAGAGUGGAAACCAGCACCAUGGCUGGGGUCACUAGGAAGGGAUCUGGAAGACCCUCAUACUACUACAGAUUCCUGGGCAAGUCCCGACUGCAGCGUCAGCGAAGCCGGUCUCGCAGCCGCACCAGGCCGUCUGUUAGCAGGGAGUCUCCUCCAGAGAGGACAGGACGCCGACGCAGCAUGCCAGGCAGCUCCUCAGACAAGACCACACCCACCAUGGAGGCUACGUCCACUGCUGCCACACCUUUCAGAGUCACCGUGAGUACUGGCUUUCUAAGUCGACGGCUGAAGGGCUCGAUAAAACGCACCAAGAGUCAACCCAAACUUGACCGCAACUCCAGCUUUAGACACAUCCUUCCUGGCUUCAGGAGCGUUGACAAUGACAGAUCUCAUCUGAUGCCAAGGCUGAAGGAGUCUCGCUCCCAUGAGUCAUUGCUCAGCCCCAGUAGCGCUGUGGAAGCCCUGGACCUAAGUAUGGAGGACGAGGUUGUCAUCAAGCCUGUUCACAGCAGCAUCCUCGGGCAGGACUACUGCUUUGAGGUCACCACCUCCACAGGAAGCAAAUGUUUUUCCUGUCGUUCAUCAGCCGAGAGAGACAAAUGGAUGGAGAAUCUGAGGAGAGCAGUACAACCCAACAAGGACAACAGUCGUCGGGUGGAAAACCUGCUGAAGCUGUGGAUCAUCGAGGCAAAGGACUUGCCGGCCAAAAAGAAAUACUUCUGCGAGCUUUGUCUGGAUGACUCACUCUACGCCCGCACCACCUGUAAACUCAAGACUGACAAUGUCUUCUGGGGAGAGCACUUUGAGUUCAAUAACCUGCCUCCUGUCAAGAGCAUCACGGCCCACCUCUACAAAGACACGGACAAGAAGAAAAAGAAAGAUAAAAACAAUUACAUUGGACUUGUCAAUAUCCCCGUCGCAGCUGUUACCGGACGACAGUUUGUUGAGAAGUGGUAUCCAGUCAGUACACCCAACCCCCCCAAGGGCAAGACAUCUGGGCCUAUGAUUAGGAUCAAAGCACGCUAUCAGAGUAUGAACAUCCUUCCUAUGGAGAUGUACAAGGAGUUUGCAGAGUACACCACCAAUAACUACAUGCUGCUAUGCUCGGUGCUUGAGCCCGGGAUUAGCGUCAAGAACAAGGAGGAGAUGGCGUGUGCACUGGUCCACAUUCUACAGAGCACUGGCAAGGCCAAGGACUUCCUCACAGACCUAAUGAUGUCCGAGGUGGAUCGCUGCGGGGAGAAUGAGCACCUCAUCUUUAGAGAGAACACACUAGCGACAAAGGCCAUAGAGGAAUACCUCAAACUGGUGGGACAGAAGUACCUGCAGGACGCCCUCGGCGAGUUCAUCAAGGCUCUGUAUGAGUCAGAUGAGAACUGUGAGGUGGAUCCGUCCAAGUGUUCGUCAGGUGACCUGCCAGAACACCAGAGUAACCUGAAGAUGUGCUGCGAGCUGGCUUUCUGCAAAAUCAUCAACUCAUACUGCGUCUUUCCACGAGAACUAAAGGAGGUUUUUGCGUCAUGGCGGCAGGAAUGCAGCAACCGGGGUCGACUAGACAUCAGCGAGCGUUUGAUCAGCGCGUCCUUGUUCCUGCGGUUUCUCUGUCCAGCCAUCAUGUCACCCUCACUUUUCAAUUUGAUGCAGGAGUAUCCCGAUGACCGCACAGCACGUACGCUCACACUCAUCGCUAAAGUCACCCAGAACCUGGCAAACUUCACCAAAUUUGGUAACAAGGAAGAGUACAUGUCCUUCAUGAACCAGUUCCUGGAGCACGAGUGGACCAAUAUGCAGCGCUUCCUGCUCGAAAUCUCGAACCCAGAGACAAUCUCUAACACAGCAGGCUUUGAGGGGUACAUUGACCUUGGCAGAGAACUCUCCACCCUGCACUCUCUCCUCUCUGAGGUGGUGUCCCAGAUGGACCAGGGCGCUGCCUCCAAGCUGGGUCCUCUGCCUAGGAUCUUGCGGGAAGUGAACACGGCUCUAUCUAACCCAUCCAGUGUCCAGAUGACAACUGGACAGUCCACAGAGCAUAUGGGUUCGCCCCCCGCUGAAGCCAGUUGCAGCAUCUCCACCGGCCUGCAAAAGAUGGUCAUAGACAAUGACCUUUCAGGAUUAGUUGACUUCACCAGGUUACCCUCCCCUACCCCAGAAAAUAAGGACCUAUUCUUUGUGACACGGAGCUCAGGGAUCCAGCCUUCCCCAGCACGCAGUUCGAGCUACUCUGAAACCAAUGAACCUGACCUGGGCAUGUCCAAUGGCAGCAAGAGUCUGUCCAUGGUGGACCUCCAGGACCCCCGCAGUCUGGAAGGUGGCCCAGGUCCCAGCUCGGCAGAUGCCCUGGGUGAAGGCCCAGCCUCUGGCGGAGGUUGGUCGGGCAGAGUCCCACAAGGCAACAUCCCUGGAGGUCCCACCCUGAGGAGGCCAGGUCAGACCCCCACCGCCCUGGGCACAGAAAGUACCCCAGGCCGACCCGCCCAGCUACUAGCCCCCCUGUCCUUUCAGAACCCAGUCUACCAGAUGGCAGCCUGCCUGCCCGUGUCCCCUCGCGGAAUGACCGACUCGGGCUCAGAGUGCCACAGUUCUGUUAGUUCCCAUAGCAACAAUGAGGACGGACCAGCAGGAGGGAAGCAUACCUUCUUGAACCACGGAGGAGGAGGAGGAGGUGGUGGAGGAGGAGGAGGGGGGAGCAGUGGGGACGAGUACACCAGGCGUUCAGGGGAGUUCAACCGCCGACAGCUGUCCCUCACAGAAACACAGCACCAGCCCACCGUCCCCAGACAGAACAGUGCCGGCCCUCAGCGGAGGAUAGACCAGCCUCCGCCUCAGAGUAUUACUCGGGGCCGCACACCCCCGAAUCUGCUCAGUGGACCUUACCCACGACCCUCCUCUGGCAACAUGAUGACAUCAUCACCCGACUGGCCUGGCAGCGGUGCUCGAUUACGACAGCAGUCCUCUUCCUCCAAAGGCGACAGUCCUGAGACUAAGCAGAGGGCUCAGCACAAACAGUACCAGCAGGAGAUCGCGGUGCUGCAAGAGAAGCUGCGGGCGUCUGUGCAGAAGCUGGAGGAGUACGAGGCCCGUCUGAAGGGUCAGGACGAACAAGCCCAGAAGGUGCUGAUGGAGUACCAGGCCAGGCUGGAGGAGUCGGAGGAGCGCCUGCGCAGACAGCAGGACGACAAGGACCUCCAGAUGAAGGGCAUCAUCAGCAGGUUAAUGUCGGUGGAAGAGGAGCUAAAGAAGGAUCACUCAGACAUGCAGGCAGUGGUAGACUCCAAACAGAAGAUCAUCGAUGCACAGGAGAAGCGCAUAGCAUCGUUGGAUGCUGCCAACGCCCGUCUGAUGAGCGCUCUGACCCAGCUGAAGGAGCGCUACAGCAUGCAGACCCGCAACGGCAUCUCCCCCACCAACCCCACCAAACUGCAGAUUACUGAAAACGGAGAGUUUAGGAACAGCAGCAAUUGCUAGACAGACUGGUACCUGCCCAGAGUGAGUGUCGAGUGCCUGGUGUGUACAGAUAUUCAACGAGAGGACGUCUACACGCAUGCAUGGAUGCAUGCCUGUUCGAAAGACUGCGAGGAUGAGCGCGUGUUUUUAAAAGCAGACAUACUACUUCUUGGAAGACAUCUCCACUUUUUAGUCAUCACUCCGAGGGGG